CAGGUGACAGCUAAUGGCGGCGGCUGCCUGAGCCGGGCGAGCGGCAGAUCGCGGCCGCGGGAGGCGCGCGGCGGGACCUUCCGGGGCGCCGCUCCCCUCCCGACUGCGGCUUCCCGGCGGCGGCGGCGGCGGCGGCGCCGGGCGGGGCGCGCCAUGGACAGGCCGGCGGCGGCGGCGGCGGCGGCGGCAGCGGCAGCGGCAGCGGGCGGCGAGGGCGGCGGGGGCCUGGGCCCGGGGCCGGCGGGCGGCAGGACCCCUCGGGUCGCGGGGGGCCCCGCCGCCGGCUCCCGGCAGCCCAGCGUGGAGACCCUGGACAGUCCUACAGGAUCACAUGUUGAAUGGUGUAAACAGCUUAUAGCUGCUACAAUUUCUAGUCAGAUUUCAGGUUCAGUGACAUCAGAAAAUGUAUCCAGAGAUUACAAGGUUUUCAGGAGGCCUGAUAUCAGGGCUCUAAGGGAUGGAAAUAAGCUGGCACAGAUGGAAGAAGCGCCACUUUUCCCAGGAGAAUCAAUCAAGGCCAUUGUGAAGGAUGUCAUGUACAUCUGCCCGUUUGUGGGAGCAGUGAGUGGAACUCUGACGGUGACCGACUUUAAGAUGUACUUCAAGAAUGUGGAGAGAGACCCGCAUUUCGUCCUUGAUGUCCCUUUGGGAGUGAUCAGCAGAGUUGAGAAGAUUGGAGCACAGAGCCAUGGUGACAAUUCUUGUGGCAUUGAGAUUGUGUGCAAGGAUAUGAGGAACUUGCGACUUGCUUACAAACAGGAAGAACAGACUAAACUCGGGAUAUUUGAAAACCUUAACAAACACGCAUUUCCUCUUUCCAAUGGGCAGACACUCUUUGCAUUCAACUAUAAGGAAAAAUUUCCAGUUAAUGGAUGGAAAGUGUAUGAUCCGGUAGCUGAAUAUAAGAGACAGGGCUUGCCAAAUGAGAGUUGGAAAAUAUCCAAAGUAAACAGCAAUUAUGAGCUCUGUGACACCUACCCCGCCAUCAUUGUCGUGCCAACUAGCGUCAACGAUGAUGACCUUUCAAAAGUGGCAGCUUUUCGAGCAAAAGGCCGAAUCCCGGUGUUGUCAUGGAUUCAUCCAGAAAGUCAGGCCACAAUUACCCGUUGCAGCCAGCCCCUUGUGGGUCCCAGUGACAAACGCUGCAAGGAAGACGAGAAGUACUUACAGAUGAUAAUGGACGCCAACGCGCAGGCUCACAAACUCAUCAUCUUUGACGCCCGGCAGAACAGCGUCGCCGACACCAACAAGGCCAAGGGUGGGGGCUACGAGAGUGAGAGCGCUUACCCAAACGCCGAGCUCGUGUUCCUGGAGAUCCACAACAUUCACGUGAUGAGAGAGUCGCUGCGGAAGCUGAAGGAGAUCGCCUACCCCUCCAUCGACGAGGCGCGGUGGCUGUCCAACGUGGAUGGGACGCACUGGCUGGAGUACAUCAGGAUGCUUCUCGCUGGAGCAGUAAGAAUCGCUGAUAAAAUAGAGUCGGGGAAGAGCUCGGUGGUGGUGCACUGCAGCGACGGGUGGGACCGAACAGCCCAGCUGACGUCUCUGGCCAUGCUGAUGCUGGACAGCUACUACCGCACCAUUAGAGGAUUCGAGGCUCUCAUAGAAAAGGAGUGGCUAAGCUUUGGACAUAGGUUUGCACUGCGAGUGGGCCAUGGCAAUGACAACCAUGCAGAUGCUGACCGAUCCCCUAUAUUCCUUCAGUUUAUUGACUGUGUUUGGCAAAUGACGAGACAGUUCCCCUCAGCCUUCGAGUUUAACGAGCUGUUCCUGAUGACGGUGCUGGACCACCUCUACAGCUGCCUCUUUGGGACUUUCUUAUGCGACUGUGAACAGCAGCGGUUCAAAGAGGAUGUAUAUACAAAGACUGUAUCUUUAUGGUCCUACGUCAAUAGCCAGCUUGAUGAAUUUUCGAAUCCCUUCUUUGUGAACUAUGAAAACCACGUCCUCUAUCCUGUGGCUAGUCUGAGUCAUUUGGAAUUGUGGGUAAACUAUUACGUACGGUGGAAUCCGCGAAUGAGGCCUCAGAUGCCCAUCCACCAGAACCUCAAGGAGCUGCUGGCCAUCCGCGCGGAGCUGCAGAAGAGGGUGGAGGACCUGCAGCGGGAGGUGGCCACGCGCGCCUCGUCCUCUUCUGAGCGCGGCUCCUCGCCGGCACACUCGGGCACGCCUGUCCACACCUCGGUGUGACGGCCGGCCCUGCCCUCGGGCCGCCCCGGCGCCCGUCGGUGUGCUAGGUGGCAGCUCCCUCUGUCGUCCAGUGCUGUUGUGUUGUGAACACCUGCUGGCCACCUGCCAGCGCUUGCCCAGCGCGUGGGAGACACUCGGGUGAGUGCCAGGCGACGCCGAGGCUCGAGGCGGGACGUCCUCGUGGAAGAGCAGCCCGCGGGCUCAGGCCCGUGGCCGCGCCCGCCCGCCGCGUUGAAAGGUGACACCUGCUGGAGGACAGACCCCGGCCCCUGCCCGUGCUUCUCCGCGCCAGGGCUCCCCGUGCCCGCUCCGGCCGGCCGGCCGUGUACAUAGAGGGUAUUUUUAAACGAGAGAAACACGCCUUUAUUUUCCUACGCCCUUUUUUUUAUGUUGAGGCCGGUCUCCGCGGGGGAGCGGCUUCCCCGGCCCGGCCCCGCCGGGCCUCCAGGCGGCGCGCACGCUGCCUCGUCGCGGUACGUCGGCCCCACGACCUGACUGUGACUGUCCGCCCCCGGCUCUGGCCCCGGCCGCCCGGCUGUCCCCAGGGCUGGCCCGGCGAGCCCCGCGGACGGAGCCCCCACCGCCCCCGGCCUCUGCGGGGCUCGGCCGCGGCGGCGCUCCCUGCGCAAGACGCGCGCCCUCGCGGUAUUCCUGCCGCGGCCGCCUGGGGCCCCGGAGGCCGAGGCCGGGAGCCGAGCCCGCGCCUCCCCCGUCUCCGUCUCUGUCGCCGCCCUCAGCCCCCGCCUCGCCUCGCCUCGCGCCGGCCCGUCCCUGGCCGGCCCGUCGGUCUGGGCGGAGUUCCUGACCCAUCCGCCGCCGGAGCGCAGAGCCCCCCCCGCGGGCCGUGGCACUGCCCGCCCCUGGGCCCCCCCCCGCCGCUGCGGGCACUCAGCAUGCCGCGGGAGGGGCAGCCGCUCCGCGGGCACCUGCGUCGGCGUGCCCGGGCUGCUUUCAGGUUAGGGCAUGUGACCCAAAGUCCAACAUAUUCACCUUAUUUUUACCGAAAAUUCUUAAAGGUUUUUUACACUCAGCUACUUAGGGAAUAGAUGUUUUUUCAACUUGGAACCUUCUGAUUCUUAGAGAAAAUUAUCUGGUAUCUGUAGGUAGCAAAUAUUUAUUCAAGGUAAUUUGAUAACCUAAAAUCGUCUCCAUUUUUAUCCUCUGCGGGAUUUGUUUCUAAACUGUGGUUUAAUUGGUAUUAGCUUGUGAUUUAUGCUUCCAGCCAUUAGCUGAAAGCCUAAUUAUGAAUGGAUAAACUGGAUUAAUUGUUGAUAAUACUGAUUUUUUAAAAAUGGGGACAUUUCCUAAUUCCCCCCCCCCCUCGAAAUAUCACAUAAUUCCCCCAGCUGCAUGAAGACUACUAACCUUGGUGUGGACUGGGUGAUGCUUUUGACAGAUCCAGAGAAGCCAAGAGGGCUUGUUCAUGCCAAGGUCAGCCCCCCCCCCCCGCCCCGCGCUAGGUCCCAGACGCACCCAUUCGGUUUGAAAGCAGCACAACAGAUCAGUUUUCUUGGUAUGUAUCACAGAGCUGUUUCUAAAACAACCUGAAGUAUAGUUUUGUUACUUAAGCAAUUCUUUUUUUUUUUUUCAGUUUUAUUUAAGUGUUCUAGAAUGUAAAAACCUUUACGGUUCAGAUUUUUAAAGACUGGUACAGUAUCGUAUUUGCCUCAUCUGAUGCACUGUUUCAAUCUGUAAUUAAAAUGUUUGCUCCAUGGUCUCA
This is a messenger RNA of Sus scrofa (pig), 3910 nucleotides long. RefSeq names its product myotubularin related protein 1 (gene MTMR1). Gene Ontology annotation, cellular component: cytoplasm; membrane. Gene Ontology annotation, biological process: phosphatidylinositol dephosphorylation. Gene Ontology annotation, molecular function: phosphatidylinositol-3-phosphate phosphatase activity; phosphatidylinositol-3,5-bisphosphate 3-phosphatase activity. The record is from RefSeq and is a predicted model, not a curated record. Lineage: Eukaryota; Metazoa; Chordata; Mammalia; Artiodactyla; Suidae.